AUGCAUUGUGACAUUGUCCUUCCUGUGUUUCAUGUACUUAUGACUGGGAGAAAAGAAGGUAUUUACGUUGCUAUAUUUAGAAAAAUUAAAGAAAUUUUAAGUGACUUUCAACCACGAAUUUCUAUGGCUGACUAUGAAGCAGCAAUAAGCAGUGCCUUGAAGGUUGUCUUCCCUGAAAUAAGAUUGACUGGUUGCCGGUUUCAUUACGGCCAGGCAAUUUUAAGAAAUAUCAAAUCUGUUGGUUUUCAAUCUGAGUACAUCAACAACCCUGGAAUUAAGAGGUGGGGCCGGAAAUUUGUUGCCAUGUGCCUCUUGCCUUGUGUUCUCAUCAGAGCAGAAGUAGAUUUACUCAAAACAGAAAUGAGUCGAUUUGCAAACAUUGAAACUCGUAAAAAAAUGAGAAAGUUUGUGUAUUACUUUGAGAAGUAUUGGAUGACAACACAAACCCCAGCUUUUUUUUCUGUGCAUGGACUUCAAUUCAGAACCAGCAAUGUCUCGGAAUCACUGCAUUUAAAAAUGAAUAGAUGCAUGGCUGCUCGUCCUAGCUUCUGGAGGUUUCUAGACAAUAUAUAUCAUCAGGUAUUGCCAUAUUUAAAUGAAUAUUGCAAAGGAUAA
Molecule: messenger RNA, 615 nt
Organism: Hydra vulgaris (swiftwater hydra)
Lineage: Eukaryota; Metazoa; Cnidaria; Hydrozoa; Anthoathecata; Hydridae
Source: RefSeq, a predicted model, not a curated record